CUAUUACAAUCAAUCAUCAUCGUCACCAUCAUCGUUCGCGAAGGGAUGGACAAAGGGUGUCAAGUAUAAGACUUUGCACCCAGGUCAACCUUCAAGCCGUCUUUUCACACAAUGGCUCCCAUUAGGAAUGCAGGUCAAUCCAAGGCUAGGACGUCUACUCUUUCGCAAAAAUUGCCCGAAUUACAACCCAAUUCAACAUUAGCAUGUCAAGUACAAGCAACAAAUGCUUGGCGUCGUGAUCUCCGUUCUUUAUUGAAUCAUGCUAGCGAUCGAUUUGCUGAUGUUUGUUGGACAUUCAAGCCGGAAGAUGUGGAGGAGAACGAUGAUAUGGCAGAAAGUUCGAGUGGACAUAUCAAUUUUGCCGCCUUGCAUCGAUCACAAACUCCUCCUUCGAGUGUUUCGCAUGGAAGUAUAUUUGAGGAAACAACCACAAUCUGGGCUCAUAAAGCUUUACUCUAUGCAAGGGCAUCAAAUUCAUUCCAAGCUAGAUACCUACAACUUCGCACGCCGGCCGAUAAUCUAGGUGCAAUUGCAAGCAGUAGUACCAUCUCGCUUCCUGUUGUUCGAGCUCCGUCACCUACCCGUAGCACUGUAUCGAGAAGAUCUUCAAGAAGUGUUGCAUCUAAACGGAAGACGGUAAGAGGUCCAGCACCACCGAGUAGCUUCCGUGCAAGUGCGAAUCCAAGCGUGGUUGCCGAAAGCGACACGGAAGACGAAGGUGAUCGAUCGAUUCAUAGAAGACGGAGCAAUUCAUCUGUGGACUCUUUUCAUAUCGGCAGACCGCUCUCGCGAAGGAAUCUACAGCCAAAUUCGUCCUCCUCCAGUGCAUACGGAUCCAGCACAACGGAGGAUGAUGCGCUUUCGGUCAUCAGUGGAACGAGCACAGUACGAGCUCCAAUGAAUCUUUCCGAUAUUAGUCCCGCAUUCUUUGAAGCCACCUUGGAAUAUCUUUAUACGGCAGAAGAGAGUGUUGUGGAAGUGUUUGAAUUCUUAUUUGAAGAUCGUGUUGGCCCUCAAGAUGGCGUGGAGAAACGGUUGGAUAAACUUCGACAAGAUUUGGUGUUCAUGUGGAGAAGCAGGCUGUAUUCCGACAUUGAGAUCGUUCUCGGACAAGAUCAUGUCAAGAAUAUACCUGAUGCUCAAGCUUCAGUCCUUUCACUCAAUAUUGACGAUGCAACAGAUGAAGAAGAGAUUGCCUCUUUCUCAGCCCAUCGAAUGAUCCUUGCUUCUCGUUCGCCUUAUUUUGCCUCUUUGCUCUUGUCGCCCUAUGCGGAUACCAACAAUCGAGUCGUCAGCCUUCCAUCGCCACCCUUUACGCCUGCUGCAAUGCACUUCACCCUUGGCUUCAUCUAUACCGGAACCUUAUUCUUUUCCAAUCGUACCUUUGAUCUUUCUACAGCUUUCCAACUAUGGCUAGCAGGAUCCUAUCUGCAAAUAGAGACAUUGCAAAGCUUGAUAAGUAGUCUUAUCGCCCAAGAUUUCUGUCACGGGUUCUCUUGCUCCCCACCUUGCAAAACAUGCACCAAACGUGUACCCCGGACGUUAUCUUUUGUCUCACGACCGGACGUCAAUGAUCUUCAUCUGCAUUCACUCGCUCAAAGCGCCAUAACAGGAGAACACUUUGGUACUUACUGGUCAAAAGAGGUUGGAAAUCUGGAUUAUGCAGUACGGGGAUCGCUCGUUUCUGAGCUAUGUGCAAAGAUUGAUCGUCAACCUGGAUUUAUUGUAACCACUUUACGCCAACUUGCAAUCGUGGGAGCGCGGAUAGAUGUGGAAAGAAGCACAAGUUGGGUGGAGUCUUUACGCUGGAUGUGUGAAGCAGUGCAAGGUCAUAUCAGCACGGUCAUGAGUGAAUCGUUUCAAGAUGUGGUAUGCUCGAAAGAGUGGCGUGAUCUUGUGGACGGAGUGGGUUUCAUGAAUGAUGUCUUGGAAACUGCCUUGACGGUCUUUCUCGAUAAUAUCGAAGAAAGAACAGCUGCAAGAAAUUAUGAAGUCUUGGUCGGACAGGUUUUACUCAGUGAGGAAAGGGUGCCAUCAAGCGAUGUGGUUAUGCUAGCAGAAGAAGCUCGCAAUAGUUUGAUCCAAUACAUUCGGAAAAGGUGGGUAAAUAUCAGAUCUGUCGGUGGCUUCAACGAUCUCAAGAGGUGGUCUCUAAAAGAGAUAUCUGAUGAAAUCGAUGUAAGCGCUGAAGAUCUUUUGUUGCCUGAAGAGGAUGCAGGAAAAGCUGCUAGAAAGACAGUGAGGGCUGUCCCUGGUCGUGCAAACAUGCAAGCAAAUGACGGCUUGGAGAAAAUUGGCAGAAUGCCUGCUCCUGGAUCGAUCGUUGAUGGAGAGCGGGAAGCUGGGCCCAUUCACCUGCGCGCUGCUGUACUUAAUCGCAAUGCUGCUAGGGUAUCGGCAUCACAGGGCUUACGAGCAAGUCCUGCUCAGUCUCCGUCUUCGCCAUCGAGCCGCACAAGCAGUAUCACGGCAGCUUCUUCUCCGCGAUCGAUUGUCAGCAGUGACGAGCGAGCUUCGAGCCAGAUUCCGCCGAACAGACAACCACCACCUGCUAAUACGGCCUCGCCUUCCCUUCCUGCAUCAAGGUUGGCGAAUCGUGUUACAGAAAGACCGCAGCAUCACAGCUCACCAGUAGCUACAAGCAGAACGAGUACCACGCAAGCCAGAGCGACAACGACAACAAAAGUAUCGUCACCUUCUACCUCGAGGCUCACAAGCAACAAUACUGUGCGGUCCUCAAUCGCAUCGCCAUCUGAUCGAGCUAGAAAGGUGUCUGCUCAAAGUGCUAAAAGUAUCUCGUCUGUAGCCACGACAAGCGGACUGAACCGAGAGAAAAAUGCGACACCAGUACGAUCCAGAGUGCCGAGCACUGCGAGCGCAAUUUCAACAAUCACGUUGGAGGGCCAAGCUUCCACACCUACAAAGAGGACAGCAAAGACUACUGGCAGCUUGGUAGCAUCGCGUAUUGCUGCAAUGAAUAGCAAAGGUGUUGUUGGUGAUCAGACUCCCGCUGUCAAGAAGAAGAAUGAGCCGAUUGGCCGAACGGUAUUAAAAGAACGCAAUUUACCCGCAAAAGAAGAUCCAGAUGAUACCAUCAUGCUGGAUAGUGCGCCAGUAGCACAAAUACAAAAGAACGCAGACAAACAACAAUCAUCACAAUUUGAUGGUAUCGGUACAAAAUUGUCUUUUGGUAUUCCUUGUGUGAUUGCGCCGACAACACGCAAUGGAAAAGUGACAAGAAUUCGGGCAACUGUAAAAUACAUUGGGCCGGUCAUGGAUGCUCACCACUCAGGGCAGCCAAUGAUUGGCGUCGAGGUUGCAUUGCCGCUACCGGCUGGCGUGGAUGAGAAUUCAUUUGACUUUCACGAUGGUACUUAUCAAGGUCAUGAAUAUUAUAGCAUUGGCCUUUCAAGUUCUUCAUCAAGCCAAGACGAUUUGCGUCAUAAGCCAGAAAGAGAAGCCCGAAUGCGAAGGCUAGAAGCGAUACUUGCCAGGCCGAACGAGGAUAUCUCUAUGAAUGUUGCUGAAGAUGGCGAUAUGACAGUUGGCGGCGAUAAAACUGUUUCUGUAUCGGGUACAUAUAGUCCACUUGCGCCGAGCGCAAAAAGACGAAAAGAUAUAUCCGGAAUUGGCAAAAGCAUUGAUGAGGAAUCAAGCUCGACCAAAGUUCGUGGAUUGUUUAUUCGACCGAAAGAUGUGCUUUGGGUGGUCGUUUAAACACGUAAUCGUGUGUUGUAAUAUAGAUGAUGAUCUAACGAAUAUGAUGACAUUGAUUCAACUUUUUUUGCUCCCUUUUCAUCUCUUUAUACACCUCCAAAUGCCGUACCAAUUACCCUUCUCCCAACCGCCAAGCUCAUGCUCUAUGAUCAAAUCCGGAUAGAGUUUUGCGGCCUCAUCUACGGUUUUCUCUAAUUCACCUUGUUCGAAGACGUGAUAGAACCUUUGGAAGAUUUCAGGUGAAGAUGGGUCGUCGGUAGCUUCUUUUUCCGGGAUUGCUUGCUUUCCAUUCUGUUUACUGGCAUUUUUCAAAAUCCAAGGUACCAUUAAAUCUUGACCUUGAU
Meira miltonrushii is the source of this 4061-nucleotide messenger RNA. RefSeq lists its product as uncharacterized. Bases 112 to 3717 code for a protein of 1201 amino acids. Gene Ontology annotation, molecular function: protein binding. NCBI's taxonomy places the organism in Eukaryota, Fungi, Basidiomycota, Exobasidiomycetes, Exobasidiales, Brachybasidiaceae. The record is from RefSeq and is a predicted model, not a curated record. The transcript has a single exon.